Jatropha curcas is the source of this 2677-nucleotide messenger RNA. It is a transcript of the gene CKX5, whose product is annotated as cytokinin oxidase 5. NCBI's taxonomy places the organism in Eukaryota, Viridiplantae, Streptophyta, Magnoliopsida, Malpighiales, Euphorbiaceae. Gene Ontology annotation, biological process: cytokinin metabolic process. The record is from RefSeq and is a predicted model, not a curated record. Gene Ontology annotation, molecular function: cytokinin dehydrogenase activity; FAD binding.
UAUAUGCUAGACACCAAAGCCCCCGCAACACUACACAUUUGUCAGACUCACUUGCAAUCUUCAUUUUCUUUUCUUUUUCCUUUUUUCUUUCUUAUCUAAACAUGUAAUUCUACUGCUACUCUUUGUUGAUUUUUCCUCAUAAUCUUCCGUUUCUUUAAUAUCCUCUUUCUCUCUUCGCAUACGUUAUAUGUGCAACUGCAACGUGAAAAAAAAUAAAGGCCAACAAGGAGCAGAACCGAAUCUGUGACUCUGUGCAUGCUCAUGCCUAGCCUAGGCGUACCAAAUCUUUAAAGCGCUAUCCCCCUUACGUUAAAAUCCCACAGGAUUUUCUUCUCUUUCUCCUUCUUCUUAUUGCUCUGUAUUCCAAUUACCAACUCCACCGCCUACCUCUUCUCUCCGCCGGUGUGCGCAUUUUUCUUAUUCUUCACUGCUUCUUCUUUCGUUUUUCUAUAAAAAAAACACUCAGCAAGUAGAAUUAGAAAAGAGAUCAAUAGAAUGGCGGCUACUAAUAAGCUUCUUUUGACUUUUGCUAUCUGUCGGUUGAUUGUAACCGUAGGGUUGACCUUGGACCCCGCGGAGCUUCUCCGGCUUGGUGUAGACGGUCAACUCAGUGUUGAUCCGUCUGACGUGGAAAUCGCUUCUCUUGAUUUCGGUUUGCUUAGCAGAGCCGAGCCGAUGGCGGUAUUGCACCCAGCUUCCGCUGAAGACAUAGCGCGGCUUGUUCGCGCUGCUUAUAAUUCGGCUCGUGGUUUUACAGUGUCUGCCAGGGGUCAUGGGCAUUCUAUAAACGGGCAGGCACAAACAAGUAAUGGAGUAGUGGUUGAGAUGAGCAGCGCCAGAAGAAGCCAGCUCGGCCGGGGGAAACCGGAUCCACCUCAGGUUUCUGCGAAGGAGAUGCAUGUAGACGUGUGGGGAGGAGAACUUUGGAUAGAUGUGUUAAGGAGCACACUAGAAUAUGGACUAGCACCAAAAUCGUGGACCGAUUACUUGUACCUUUCAGUAGGUGGUACCUUAUCAAAUGCAGGGAUAAGCGGGCAAGCUUUCAAUCACGGGCCUCAAAUUAGCAAUGUUCAUGAACUUGACGUCGUUACAGGCAAAGGUGAGAUCUUGACAUGCUCACAAGAACAAAACUCAGAGCUGUUUCAUGCCGUUCUUGGUGGUCUGGGCCAAUUUGGUAUUAUCACUAGAGCCAGAAUUGCUCUUGGACCAGCACCUCAAAGGGUGAGGUGGAUCAGAGUACUCUACUCUAGCUUUUCGUCUUUUACCACUGACCAAGAGUAUCUCAUUUCCCUCUACGGAAACCCAUCUACCCAAAAAUUCGAUUAUGUUGAGGGUUUUGUUAUUGUGGAUGAAGGUCUCAUUAAUAACUGGAGGUCCUCUUUCUUCUCCCCUCGCAAUCCUGUUAAAAUUUCUUCUAUUGAUGCUAAUGGAGGCGUUCUUUACUGCUUGGAGAUCACCAAGAACUACGAUGAUUCUACACUCGACAACAUUGACCAGGAAGUAGAAUCAUUGUUAAAGAAGCUGAAUUUUAUCCCGUCAUCAGUGUUCACGACAGAUUUGCCUUAUGUGGAUUUCUUGGACAGAGUUCAUAAGGCGGAAUUGAAGCUGAGGUCUAAGGGUUUAUGGGACGUACCACACCCUUGGCUCAACCUAUUUGUCCCCAAAUCAAGAAUCGCUGAUUUUGAUAAUGGAGUCUUCAAGGGCAUUUUGGGAAAUAAAACAAGUGGCCCAAUUCUCAUUUACCCCAUGAACAGAAACAAAUGGGACCAAAGGACCUCCGUGGUUACACCAGAUGAGGACGUGUUUUAUUUAGUGGCGUUACUAAGAUCAGCUCUCGACAAUGGGGAGGACACCCAGACUUUGGACUACCUCAGCAAUCAGAACCGUCAGAUUCUCAGAUUCUGUGAUGAUGCAGGGAUCAACGUCAAACAGUAUUUACCUCACUACACUACGGAGAAGGAUUGGGUGGACCACUUUGGAGAUAAGUGGUCCCAGUUUUACCGCAACAAGAUGGAAUUUGACCCCCGGCGCAUUUUAGCAACCGGCCAACGUAUUUUCAUGCCCUCAUUCGCUUCUCCUUCUACUUCUCCUAAUACGGUGGCCACGUGGUGAUGACACGCACAUAUACAUAUUUUUCGCUUACAGUACACCACACCACACAGUAGUAUACUGACUUAGGAAGAAUAUUCUUGUACAUAAUAGUAAAAUGGGAAUCCGAGAAAUAGUUUCUGUUCUUAAGUAAUAAUAUUGUUAUUAUUAUUGUGGAUUGAUUUAUUAGAAGAGAUAAAAAAACAAAGGGGAUGGGUUUUUGGCCUUCUGGAGUUGGUCGUUAUUUAGAUUGGUGCAAUUAAAAAUUGUACGGUAGAGGAUAGAAAGAGGGGUGGGUCCAGAGAUGAUGGAGAGCACAUGUCAUGUUGUUGAAUGCAGCACAUCCCAUCCCAUCCCGUGAUCCCGACCGUUUGUCUGGAACUUACAUACACAGCUCGCCAGUCCACUACAAUGGUUCCAGUUCCAACCACCUAGCUUUGCUGGUUUACUGUUUUUAACCCUAUUAGUUAGCUUUAAUAGCUACUUCUUAACAACCAUGUAAUUUUGUUACACUGAAAUAUUAUUUUGUAAUUUUAAGAUAUUUUUAUAACCAGUAGUAUUAAAAUCUCCUUGUAAAUGUGCCCUCCAA